Messenger RNA from Penicillium mononematosum, 2805 nucleotides. RefSeq names its product Zn(II)2Cys6 transcription factor. The transcript has 3 exons. Gene Ontology annotation, cellular component: nucleus. The coding region runs from base 1 to 2805 and encodes 934 amino acids. Lineage: Eukaryota; Fungi; Ascomycota; Eurotiomycetes; Eurotiales; Aspergillaceae. Gene Ontology annotation, molecular function: DNA binding; DNA-binding transcription factor activity, RNA polymerase II-specific; zinc ion binding. Gene Ontology annotation, biological process: regulation of DNA-templated transcription; DNA-templated transcription. The record is from RefSeq and is a predicted model, not a curated record.
AUGGACGGCCCAUCCUCAGAGCAGCAACCGGAACUUCCAGCUAAUUUACAAGAAUCCGGGGACCUCCUAUACCAGCUUCCACCGCCGCGUGUACCGGCUAGUUUGCAGUUUGGAUCAGAUCCCUUUCCGCGGCAGAACAACAGCCCCCAAGGCAAAGACAGUGGACCACAGCACCAGAAGCCAGAGCAACUUCCAUCCGUGAGUCAAAUACUCACUCCAUCACCGGGUCCCAAUUCAUCACAAUACCCCCAACCAUUUGCAAGUUCAACACCCAGCACAGGGCGUCGUGAAGCUGCAUACCCGGCCCACUAUCACGAGCCGGCUUUCCAAGUUUCGCCAACCUCUGUACCCGAUAGAGGUCGUUCCGAAUCUCUGCCGCAACUGCAUACCGGCCUGCCUUCGUUGUCACAAGUGGCUCUGCAUGGUCACAGAGGUAUAAGAAACCACACACCAACAAGAAGUGAUCCAUCCUCUGCAUCUUUUUCACACGGCCAGCUACCCUUUCACACCACCUCCUCGCACGGCCAAGUACCAAGUGGGGAACUAUCAUCACCCGAAACUUCAAAUCGGUCAAACAACCUGCCCCUCCGGCCUCAUGUGAUAGACGAGCGAGUCAUUGAUGGUGAGCUCUGCUUCGUAUAUGCAGACGGAUCGUUCUGUCCUAAAUUCAUCGACGGCACACCAGUCAACGCAAAUUGGGGCGUAACGAAGGCUGGCAGGCCGAGAAAGCGUCUUGGACUUGCCUGUCUGACCUGCCGGGAGAAGAAGAUCAAGUGUAAUCCUAACCCAACCGCCGAGGCCAUGUGUGAUCAGUGCCGGAAAUCUGGACGUGAAUGCAGGUUCGAAAGUGCCCCGCGGGGGAACCGUUCGGUGAGAGGGUCAGCAGGGCCAUCUGGCAGACCCGAUCCCUAUGCUCCCGCUGGCCACGGUGCUUUGGACGCUUCUCUGUCACUUUAUGACAUGGCUCGAGCCUCGGACAGUGCGACCUCCCUUCCUGGGACUACCGGCCACUCACCGAUGUCAGAGGGCUCGAUGCUCACAUCCUCAGCGCAAGAAGCCACGUAUGAAACCAUGGCCGAGGCGGACAAAGCUUUAAGAUCCAGAUCCUACCGAUUUCCACCGUCAUUAUACGGCACAGAUGACACUUUUGGACGACCGUCAGCACCUAUCGAGUCUACUCGUACACCCGAGUACUCUGACAUUCUGGGGGAACUCAAGGACAACAACUCGGACGACCCACUCGCGGCAUCCUGGCGCCUGGACCCGUACGAAAACGACCCAGAGUCCGCUGUUCACUACACUGAGUGUUAUUUCCUGCACGUGAAUGACGGUUUGUACCACAUGUUCCCGCAUGAACGAUUCGGCUCGUGGUUGAAGACCUACCCCACCAAGUCUGCAGACGACAAGAUGCUCCUUUAUUCUAUGAUGGCUCUCGGAUCAGUGUUCUCAGACAGGCCAGACAAAAUGGCAGCUAUGAGACGAUAUUCUCGCAUAGCACGAUUUGCCAUUAACAGAAGCCAGCAUACACUCUCUUUGCAACUUGCUCAAAGCCAUAUCAUAAUGAGCCUUUGGUACUACGCUACAGGCUCGCUGGUCGGGUCUUGGGACUCGAUAGGCGCAGCGGGAAGAGCGGUCUUUGGGCUUCGUUACAACGUGGAAUCUGGCGGUGUUGUCGUGGAUCAAAGCCAAAUGUGUGACUACGGGUUACAUCCACAGGCCUUGAUUGAGUGCCGGCGGCGAACCUUUUGGAUUGCCUUUGUGCUUGAUCGUUUCUCGAGCCUCUAUUCCGCUUCGUCGACUUUCAUCUCGUCAGAUGCGGCCUUGCUGAGGCUCCCAUGCCGAGAAGAAAUCUAUGAGACUCAGCAGUACGCGACAGUCCCCUAUUUCCAAUCAUUCCUCAACCACAUCCCACCCUCCACAGGCGAUGAUCGCUCCACCCUGAGUCCAAUGGCCUUUUUGAUCGAGAUCAUGGCUAUUUGGGGAGACAUCUCCCUGCAUAUAACCCGGUUACCACACGUCCCCCCCGAAGCAUACAAUCGACUCACCGAAGAAUUCCACACCACCAUCGUCCAAAAGUCCAACCAAUGGAUGACUCAACUCCCCGACUUCCUGGUCUUCUCACCCAUAAACCUAGAACGAAGCAUCCGGCAAAGAAAAGCAGACACAUUCAUCUCAACCCAUCUGUUCUACCACGCCAGUUUGAUGAAACUAUACAGACACGCCCGCUAUCAGAGCCUCCGACCCGAAAUCCUAGGCCAGUACAUCCACCGCGCGCGAUACCACGCCGUGGAAAUCCUCCGCAUCUCACUUACCUUCGACCAAUACGCCAAGAAGGUCAUUCCUUCCCGGCACAGCACGGAGCCGUCUAUAUCCCAAUUCACCCUCUUGAACCCAUUCCUCGGGUACGUGAUUCUAUCAGCCGCGGACGUCCUCAGCUCCGCUGGUCUGGCGUCUCAAUUACACGAGUGCAUCUCUUAUAUUAGGGGUGCGCUAGACACUGUUCACGAACUCGGCCGCUACUGGGAUAGCUCUUUGCAGAUCGUCACCGUUCUCCACAGACGUCUGGGUCUGAUGAUGAACUGUCUGAAUGAGCGCAGCGUCUUCGCGGAGAAACAGGGCUUUGCUCUCGAUGGCCCGCCGCUUGAGACGAAGGUCCAUGCUGGCGCUUUGCAUUCUCAUCCGCCUGCAACAGUGGGUGAGGAUCUUUUUACUGGCUCUAUGCCUAGGGAGGUGCUUUUGAAUGCUCUACGGCUUGAUGAGACACUUAUCUCGGAGGGUGGUAUUGCUUGGAUUAGGGAUCCAUGA